UACAGCGACUAGGUUCACUCUCUGACACUUCGAACGUGCUAAUAUCAUUUCUUUAUAAAUUGUCGUGUUAUGCUGUUUGGACUUUGGACGACCAAAAUUUUGGGAGCAUUGAGGAAUGGCCAGCACUGCCACAACCGCCCACAACCCUGCUUUGGACCUGGACACGGAUGCUCCGGAUGAUCCCGGUCACGAGUUAGCCGAGUUUGGAGCCGGGUGCUUCUGGGGUGUGGAGUUGGCUUUUCAGCGAGUGGUCGGGGUGGUGAGGACUGAGGUCGGGUACUCUCAGGGUCACGUCCCGGAUCCGAACUACAAACUAGUUUGCUCCGGAACCACUAACCAUGUGGAAGUGGUGCGGGUCCAGUUCGAUCCGAAUGUUUGCCCAUACACCAGUCUCCUCUCUCUCUUCUGGUCUCGCCAUGAUCCGACAAGCCUCAAUCGCCAGGGUGGUGAUGUGGGAGCACAAUAUCGAUCAGGAAUAUACUACUACAAUGAGAACCAGGCUCGUUUGGCUCAGCAAUCAAAGGAAGCUAAGCAGUUGGAGUUGAAAGAUGAGAAGAUUGUGACAGAAAUUCUUCCGGCAAAAAGGUUUUACAGAGCAGAGGAAUAUCACCAACAAUAUCUUGAAAAGGGUGGAGGUAGAGGCACAAAACAGUCUGCCGGGAAGGGUUGCACUGACCCUAUCAGGUGCUCUGGUUGAUGUGAUGCUGUGAUUGGGAGUUAUUAUGUUGGACUUCUUGCUUGUAACUUCUAGUUUUGUAUUUAAAAAGCUGCUGUGGUUUAUGCACGGAGUUAUCCUA
Juglans microcarpa x Juglans regia is the source of this 797-nucleotide messenger RNA. Its product is annotated as peptide methionine sulfoxide reductase-like. The record is from RefSeq and is a predicted model, not a curated record. Gene Ontology annotation, molecular function: peptide-methionine (S)-S-oxide reductase activity. NCBI's taxonomy places the organism in Eukaryota, Viridiplantae, Streptophyta, Magnoliopsida, Fagales, Juglandaceae. The transcript is spliced from 2 exons. Bases 116 to 697 code for a protein of 193 amino acids.